Notothenia coriiceps (black rockcod) is the source of this 2055-nucleotide messenger RNA. RefSeq names its product contactin-associated protein-like 3B. NCBI's taxonomy places the organism in Eukaryota, Metazoa, Chordata, Actinopteri, Perciformes, Nototheniidae. The transcript is spliced from 12 exons. The record is from RefSeq and is a predicted model, not a curated record. The coding region runs from base 259 to 2055 and encodes 598 amino acids.
UUUGCCUCACUCCUUCCUUUCGCUCCAUCACUUGUAGCAGGGCAGGCUGUGUGAGAGCAUCAUCCUCCUCUUCCUCCCCACUGGGUCCCGGCCGGCCCCUCCACUGUGGCAGCAAGGCGACCGCAGCGCAGCGCGCCGGAGCGGAGCCGGAGGAGAGGAGAGAAGCGAGCAGGAGAGACGGAGGAGUAAAGAAGGAGGACGGACACACUGUACCUCCGAUUUAUAGGAUUGUAAUUUGCAGCAUCCCGUCGCUUCAACAUGUUUUUGGGGUACAAAAGAGUCAUUGGGAUUACUGCGCUGCUCGGCUGGCUGCUGCUCGGCUCCUGUGGGACAGGUGGAGAAGAGGUAUGUGACAGCCCGCUGGUGGCCAAUCUGCCGCCAUCAUCGUUCAGAAGCUCCUCCCAGCUCACCAGCAGCCAUGGGCCGGUCUUUGCAAAGGUCAACAGGAGAGAAGGAGCUGGAGGCUGGUCCCCUCUCGUCUCGGACAGAUACCAGUGGUUGGAGGUGGAUCUGGGGAAGCGGACCCGGAUCACUGCUGUUGCUACGCAGGGACGCUACGGCAGCUCUGAUUGGCUAACGUCUUACCUGUUGAUGUUCAGCGACACAGGACACAACUGGAGACAACAUCGACAGGAAGACAGCCUAGAGGCUUUUCCAGGUAACAGUAAUGCAGACACUGUGGUCCAGUACAAACUCAAUCAACCGGUGAUAGCUCGCUUCCUCCGCCUGAUUCCUCUGGACUGGAACCCCACUGGGAGGAUUGGACUCAGACUGGAGAUAUACGGUUGUCGUUAUACCUCUGACGUGGCCUACUUUGACGGCAGCAGCAGCCUGCUCUACAGACGCAGCGUGAGGCCGAGCUGGACGGGGAUGGAGGUCGUUUCUCUGAAGUUCAAAACCCUGACGAAUUCUGGGACGCUGCUUCAUGCAGAGGGACAGAGAGAUUCCAGCCUCACUCUGGUGCUGGAGAAGGGACGGCUGCUGCUCUACCAUCAACAAGGUGUGAGUUCCUCCUCCAGUGGGCAGCUUCUUGUCUCUGUGGGCAGUCUGCUGGACGACCAGCACUGGCACCAUGUGAAGCUGGUGCGCCUCAGCACUCACCUCAACCUCACCGUGGACAAGAACACUCGUCAGGUUCACAUACCAGCCGAGCUCAGCCAUUGGGACAUUCAUCAGCUGAGUCUGGGAGCUGUCCAGAGCCAUGGCCUGCAGAAACCCAUUCUAUCCAACAGGAACUUCAAUGGCUGCCUGGAGAACUUUCUCUACAAUGACCUCAACCUGAUACACCUCGCUAAAAAGAAAAACCACCAGGUCUCUUUGCUGGGCAAUGUGACCUUUUCUUGUGCUGAGCAUGUGUCAGUCGCUGUGACGUUCACCGACUCCCAGAGCUUCCUGCAGGUGCCCGGCCUGACGUCGUGGUCUUCAGGGCUUUUCUCUGUGGCCCUGCAGUUUCGCACGUGGAACAAGGGAGGGCUUCUCUUGACCUUUGACCUCCCGCAGCAGCAGGGCACAGUGUGGCUGUACCUGAGUGAGGCUAGACUGCGCCUACAGAUCAAUAAAGCCGGCAGGGCCCGGCUGGAGCUCAGCGCAGGCUCAGGACUAAAUGAUGGUCAGUGGCAUUAUGUGGAGCUGAACUCAGAGCAAGGUUUUCUGAGCAUCACAGUGGACAAAAACGAAGGAGCCACCGCUCACACCCGCAUCCCACUUCCUCUAACCGCAGACAGUCAACUCUUCUUCGGUGGUUGCAGCAGCAGUCAGGAGUGUAGGAACCCCUUCAAAGUGUUUCAGGGCUGUAUGGGUCUGCUGACGCUGGAUAACCAGCCAGUUGAUCUGAUCAAAGUGCAACAAAGGAUGCUGGGAAACUACAGCCACCUGCAGAUUGAUAUGUGCGGCAUCAUCGACAGGAGUGACCCUCCCGAGCAUCCAUCGAGUGGUAAACACUGCGCAGGGAAGUCUCACAGGGAGGGCGUCAAGUGGAUUGUGUCAGUGGUCAACGUGGUGGGAGUUUGCCAUCAGCAGAGUAAAAGAAGUGUGCGAUUUGACAUGCCAGAUUGA